Messenger RNA from Phyllostomus discolor (pale spear-nosed bat), 3886 nucleotides. RefSeq names its product DNA cross-link repair 1B (gene DCLRE1B). NCBI's taxonomy places the organism in Eukaryota, Metazoa, Chordata, Mammalia, Chiroptera, Phyllostomidae. Gene Ontology annotation, biological process: double-strand break repair via nonhomologous end joining; interstrand cross-link repair; protection from non-homologous end joining at telomere. The transcript is spliced from 4 exons. Bases 543 to 2165 code for a protein of 540 amino acids. The record is from RefSeq and is a predicted model, not a curated record. Gene Ontology annotation, molecular function: 5'-3' DNA exonuclease activity; damaged DNA binding.
CGCCUCCCCGCGGUUGCGGUCCCCGAUAGGCCCGAUCACGCUUUCUGCGGAAGUCCCGCCUCCUCCUCCAGAGCCCACGCAGAGCAGCUGCCACUCACGCUCUCCUAGUGAGCGCCGAGCGCCGCCCGGGCCCCGACCUCAGGGCGCCCUUCCCCCACCCUCUCACCUCCGAGCGCUGCCCGCCGCUCUGUCCGGCGGAGCCGCGGCGGGGAAUCGGAAAUCGGCUGCUUCGGCCUGUCUCCGCCCAGUAGCGCGCGCUUUGAGUGGAGGGCUCCCGCGCGCGGGUGGGAAUUGACGCUCCGCGCGCGGGUGCAAGCGACGUCCUGCAGGGCGGUUUCCUUGGUGUGCGAUUCCACCUCGACUCCCUGAGCACCGUCAUUUCCUUCCUUUUUUCUGCCCGCUCUAGUAACUCAUUCCGCUUUGGGGCUGGCUUUUUUGGCCCUGUCCUUGCCCCGGCGUUCCUUUUUCCGAGGCCGCUGCAGGAGGCUCACGCCGGAGCUCCGAGUCCAUGAGGAUCCCAUUGGUGACUCCAGCCCGCCACCAUGAACGGGGCCCUGAUCCCCCACACGCCCAUCGCUGUGGACUUCUGGAGCCUGCGCCGGGCUGGUUCCGCACGGCUCUUUUUCCUGUCCCACAUGCACUCGGACCACACCGUGGGUCUGUCUAGCACCUGGGCGCGGCCCCUCUACUGCUCCCCAGUCACCGCUUUCCUCCUGCACCGACACCUGCAGGUGUCUAAGCAGUGGAUCCGAGCCCUGGAGGUUGGUGAGAGCCAUGUCCUGCCUCUAGAUGAAAUUGGGAGAGAGACCAUGACUGUAACCUUGAUGGAUGCCAAUCACUGCCCUGGCUCUGUCAUGUUUCUCUUUGAAGGAUACUUUGGAACCAUCCUCUACACAGGUGACUUUCGGUAUACACCAUCCAUGCUGAAGGAGCCAGCCCUGAGCGUGGGGAAACAGAUCCAUACCUUGUACCUCGACAACACCAACUGUAACCCAGAGCUGGCUCUUCCUUCCCAACAAGAAGCCACCCGCCAGAUUGUGGAGCUCAUUCGAAAGCACCCACAACACAACGUCAAGAUCGGACUCUAUAACCUGGGCAAAGAGUCCCUGCUGGAGCAGCUGGCCCUGGAGUUCCAGACCUGGGUGGUGCUGAGUCCUCGGCGCCUGGAGUUGGUGCAGCUGUUGGGCCUGGCAGACGUGUUCACAGUGGAGGAGAAGGCCGGCCGCAUCCAUGCCGUGGACCACACGGAGAUCUGCCGUUCCGCCAUGCUGCGCUGGAACCAGACCCACCCUACUAUUGCGGUCCUUCCCACGAGCCGGAAAAUCCACCGCGCCCACCCCAAUAUCCACGUCAUCCCUUACUCCGACCAUUCCUCCUACUCGGAGCUCCGUGCCUUCGUCGCAGCGCUGAGGCCUUGCCAGGUGGUGCCCAUUGUCAGGCGACAGCCCUACAGGGACUACUUUAGGGACAGCCUGAGCCCCAGGCUCUCCGCGCCCCCUAUCCCAGACUCUGUACGGCAAUACAUGAGUUCCUCCUCUAGAAAACCAAAUGUUCUGUGCCUGUUAGGAAGGAGGCUCAAGAGGCCAAGAACCCAGGGUGUCAUGUUUGAAUCUCUUGAGGAGAAGGCUGAUCAAUUUCAAGCUGACAGGGACUCAGAGGAGGCCAAGAACAAGAACCUUUCUGGGAACCUGGAGAAGCCGCCCUCCCACCAUCCUUUGCAGAUUAAGAAGCAGUUGUUCCCAGACCUCUGCAGCAAAGAGUGGGGUGGGGCAGUCCCUUUCUCUGAGUCCCAGCAGAGAGUGACUGCACUGACUGCCCCCUUGGGUUUUUCAGUUCAUUUAAGGUCCACAGAUGAGGAAUUUAUCUCUCCGGAAACCGGGGAGGAAAUCAGUGUGGGGCCCCACUUGGGCCCCAGGGGAGGCAGCGACGGCUCAGCAGCCCCUAGGACCCAGCACGUGAGGCGGCACGAGGAUUCACCCCCGUGUCACAGCAGCGAGGCUCUCCCUCUUCCGGCUUCUGAGUUCAGCAGCCUGACACUAAAAUACCUCCUGACUCCCGUGACCUUUUUCCAGGCGAGGUUCUCUUCCAGCGGCUUCGACCAGCAAGUGGAAGAAUACCACAAAUCCUUGCUAAGUCCAUAUAGAGGAGAGUAUGACCUUGUUUGAUCCUGCACUCCAGUUUGAGAGAUAGUGGAUGACAGCUGGCGGGGGUUCGUCUAGGGCCUUUCCUGUCUUCCCGGGAUCCUUUUGGGCUCACCCUGGAGUGACACUAAUUCAAGUGUGUUCACUGGAAGCCUAACGCUUACAGACUCUUGAGUUUAUGGUUGAUUGUUUGAAAACUGUUUUCAUUAAAACCCCUUCACAGUAUAAGUCCAUGUUAGGUUCUAAGGAGGCCUGCAUGACCAUCUGUUUACAUUUCUUUAAUACAGUAUUUCUCCAACAUUUUAGAACAUUCAGUCCUCUUAGGUGGCUGCAGAAAGAGUUAAAGAGUCUGAGUCAAAGAGGCCCAGGUUGCUCUGCCUGGUGUGGCUCAGUGGAUUGAAUGUUAGACUGUGAAGCAAAGCGUUGCUAGUUCAAUUCCCAGUCAGGGCACAUGCCCAGGUUGCAGGUCAGGUCCCUGGUGGGGGCAUGCAAGAGGCAACCACACAUUGAUGUUUCUCUCACUUUCUUUCUCCUUCCCUUCUCCUCUCUCUAAAAAUAAAUUAAAAUCUUUCUUUAAAAAAAGCCCAAGUUACUCCCAUUGUUAUUUUGUGUGCAUUAUGCCAUUCUCCUUGUCCCUUCCUUCCUUUUCCUAGACAAAGGUCCCUAGGUAGUUGUGUUUUUUUUGUUGUUUUUUUUUUUCAUUAGGAACUGUGCUGGAGGAUAAAGUGGUGAUCCAGGCAGCACGUUCCAGUCCUGAAUGUCACUGACUUGCUGUGACCCCAUCCAAGUGACUUCCUGUCUCUGCCUCUGGGAGGGAACAGGAAGUGAUGAUGAGCCCUGGAACAGUGGAGAAAAAUUCCAUCUUUGCCUCCAUGAGAGUUUGCAGUUGGUGUCACUGGCGACCUACCUGGAACAGGGCCAGCUGGGGGAGUGGGCACCCCUCACCAAGGCAGCACCUGGGACCAGGCUUCAGUACGAUGGGCCUCCCAGCUGCCUGUAGGCCCUGACUUUGAAAUAAAGUUGCAAAAGAUCAAAUGGGCUGCCAGAUAUUCCUGAUUGUGCACAUAGCUGGGAUAUUUACUGACUGCCCCCCCCCCCGCCCCCACACCCUCCGGUUGAGUAGGGCGCCAGAGCACACAGUCUGUUUGUCUCAGUAUCCAGGGCAGAGACCGAGGAGCCAGCUGGUGGAGGGGGUGGGGGCGAGCAGCCCUGCCCUGUCCUUCUGCUCCCAGCCUGGCAAAAUGCCAAGCCACUGAGCAGGACAGCAGAUAUCACAGGCUCGCAGAGGGCGCCCGCCGGCGUGCAGAGCUGGGCACGUGGAUAAGCACUGCUCAGAAAGGCUCCGCAAGCCUUCGUGGUGAAGCCUCUGUCUCUUCCCCGGGAAAAACAGUUGUCUCCUUCGGGAGGAAGAUAUGAAGAGUUUAGGAACCAGUCCAGGGCCCUGCUCGUGGGCGACCUGUCCACAGCUGUGUGUUGGCAGUGACCGUCCCUGGAAGCCUCCCGGGGGCCCGCUGGGAGCCGCAGCCGGUGGGCCUGUGCAGCCGCAGGAAACGGGCCUUGUCCUGGGCUGGAGUCCAGGGCGCCCGGGGCCACAGACCACGUGAGACAGCAGAGCCUCUGUCCCCGGCCCAGAGCAGACGGAGAUGCCCCCUCUGCUGGUGGCUGCGGAGGGCAGAUGACUGGGGAAAUGCCUAGCUCACUGCCCACCGCAUACAUAAUGGGUUUGAAGCACUGGGUCUCUGAGC